This is a messenger RNA of Seriola aureovittata, 4892 nucleotides long. It is a transcript of the gene afg3l1, whose product is annotated as AFG3-like AAA ATPase 1. The transcript has 15 exons. Gene Ontology annotation, molecular function: ATP-dependent peptidase activity; ATP hydrolysis activity; ATP binding. Gene Ontology annotation, biological process: protein-containing complex assembly; mitochondrial protein processing. Gene Ontology annotation, cellular component: membrane; m-AAA complex. The coding region runs from base 172 to 2472 and encodes 766 amino acids. Lineage: Eukaryota; Metazoa; Chordata; Actinopteri; Carangiformes; Carangidae. The record is from RefSeq and is a predicted model, not a curated record.
UUUGCAGAGACAGUCUCCUGGGCCUUUACAUCAUCCUCCCGUUGACAUUUCUCACAGUUGCUCUUAUUCAAUAACAUUUGCGCCAGCUACACAAUGAAGUUCGCUGGAGGGAACUAAGCAAAAAAAAGUUAGUGUUUUUGACUAAAAGGUUGGGCUGGUGGCAGAGGGAGGAUGUCUCAGCUGCUGAGGCUUCUCUCGGCGGCCGCGCUGCCUCUCUGUCGGGCUGGAGGAGCCCGGGCACGGCUCUCCGCGGUGACGGCAAGACGGUUCUUCUCAGCCGGAUACCUGAGCUCCGCCGCCCCGAACGUCUGUCGGACUCCGGCUAACUUCCUGUUGUGUCGCAGAUUCCAGCCGACUCAGCGGCGACUGUACUCCGCUGAACCCAAAGAUGGAGGAGGAGGAGGAGGAGGAAGAUCAGGAGGAGGGAAGAGAGGAGGAGCAGGUGGAGGAAAAGACUGGUGGAGCCGAAUGCAGAAGGGCGACUUCCCCUGGGACGAGAAGGAUUUCCGUUACAUGGCGAUCACCGUGGCCGGAGUCGGUUCAGCUCUGCUCUAUUUCUACUUCAGAGACAACGGCAGAGAGAUCAGCUGGAAGGACUUCGUCCACCGAUACCUGGGCAGAGGCUUGGUGGAUCGGCUGGAGGUCAUCAACAAACAAUACGUCAGAGUCAUCCUGAUGCCGGGAGCCGACGCUGAUGCGAGCUACGUCUGGUUCAACAUCGGCAGCGUGGACACGUUCGAGAGGAACCUGGAGACGGCGCACAUGGAGCUCGGCCUGGAGCCGUCGCACCGAGCCACCGUCGUCUACAGCACCGAGAGCGACGGCUCUUUUCUGAUGAGCAUGCUCCCCACUCUGCUGCUGAUUGGCUUCCUGCUCUUCACCCUGCGGCGAGGACCGAUGGGAGGAGGAGCCGGCGGCGGGAGGGGCGGGCCCUUCAGCAUGGGCGAGUCCACGGCCAAAAUGAUGAAGGACAGCAUCGACGUGAAGUUCAAGGACGUGGCCGGCUGCGAGGAGGCCAAAGUGGAGAUCCUGGAGUUCGUCAACUUCCUGAAGAACCCACAGCAGUACCAGGACCUCGGAGCCAAGAUCCCCAAGGGUGCCGUGCUGUCCGGUCCUCCUGGGACGGGGAAGACUCUGCUGGCCAAAGCCACAGCCGGAGAGGCCAACGUCCCCUUCAUCACCGUCAACGGCUCCGAGUUCCUGGAGAUGUUUGUGGGCGUGGGUCCGGCCCGGGUGAGGGACAUGUUUACCUUGGCGAGGAAGAACGCCCCCUGCAUCCUCUUCAUCGAUGAGAUCGACGCCGUGGGGAGGAAGAGGGGAGGGGGGAACUUCGGAGGUCAGAGCGAGCAGGAGAACACGCUGAACCAGCUGCUGGUGGAGAUGGACGGUUUCAACACGGCCACUAACGUGGUCGUCCUGGCCGGAACCAACAGACCCGACAUCCUGGAUCCUGCUCUGAUGAGACCGGGACGCUUCGACAGACAGAUCUACAUAGGUCCUCCGGACAUCAAGGGGAGGGCGUCCAUCUUUAAAGUCCACCUCCGACCAAUCAAACUGGACCCCAACCUGGACAAAGACGCUCUCGCCAGGAAGAUGGCCGCAGCUACACCUGGAUUCACGGGAGCCGACAUCGCCAACGUCUGCAACGAGGCGGCUCUGAUCGCCGCCAGACACCUGGACCCGUCCGUCAACGGCAAACACUUCGAGCACGCCAUCGACCGUGUCAUCGGAGGUCUGGAGAAGAAGACUCAGGUCCUGCAGCCCACAGAGAAGAAGACUGUAGCGUAUCACGAGGCCGGUCACGCCAUCGUGGGCUGGUUCCUGCAGCACGCCGACCCCCUGCUGAAGGUGUCGAUCAUCCCGCGGGGGAAGGGUCUGGGUUACGCUCAGUACCUGCCCAGAGAGCAGUACCUGUACAGCCGGGAGCAGCUGUUCGACAGGAUGUGUAUGAUGCUGGGGGGCCGCGUGGCCGAGCAGGUCUUCUUCGACCGGAUCACCACCGGCGCUCAGGAUGACCUGAAGAAGGUCACGCAGUCGGCGUACGCUCAGGUGGUGCAGUUUGGGAUGAGCGACAAGGUGGGGCAGGUGUCGUUCGAUCUGCCCCGGCAGGGCGAGAUGGUGAUGGAGAAGCCGUACAGCGAGGCGACGGCGGAGCUGAUCGACGGCGAGGUCAGAGGGCUGGUGGACCGAGCGUACGAGCGCACGCUGCAGCUCAUCAGGGAGAAGAAGGAGCUGGUGGAGAUGGUGGGGAAGCGCCUCCUGGAGAAGGAGGUCCUGGACAAGGCGGACAUGUUGGAGCUGCUGGGCCCGCGGCCGUUCGAGGAGAAGUCGACGUACGAGGAGUUCGUGGAGGGGACUGGGAGUUUCGAGGAGGACACCAGUUUGCCGGAGGGCCUCCGAGACUGGAACCAGGAGAGGGGGGCGGAGGCCGAGGAGGCGGCGCCGGCUCAAGACAAACAGCAGGCUGUGUAGCGCCGCCGCCGCUCGGGGGGGGGGCGGGACUCGGAUGAGACAAACGAACGCUUCACGUCCCAGCUGCAAAAAAACUGAACUCAGUGCUGCCCCGGCUCUACAGAGCCCGGGAGGGGCUGCGGGGGGGGUUCUUUUAUAAAUGACUUCCACAGAUUAGUAAUUCACACCCUCAGUUUGUUUUGGCUCCUUCAGGUUAAUAAUUCAAACUCAAAUUAUUAACUUGAUGCCCUGAAAUCACCAGCAGCUUCAUCCCAUUAGUCCCACAGCUGCUCUGUGUGAGUGUGGGUUUGAUUUAAAGUUGGGGCUGAGAUCACCUCGAUCCAUUUCAGGUUUCUGGGACAAAAAGAAAAAAAAGUCAAUUAUGUUUGUAGAUGACAGAUUUGAGAUCAGAUCUUCCUCCUGAGAACCUCCGGGCUGCACAACCUCCGGUUAAAUGUAGAGUUCACUUUUAUUUAUCCAGAAACGCUUCACUGAGGAACCUGCUCCGAAACGCCUUAACGCUCGUCCAACCGGAGACGGCAGAGCAGAUUUUAAUCUUCCUGCAUUGAAUGUAAAUGAAGCUCAUUUACAGCCUGUGAACAGACUGAUUUAUCUUUGUAUUUAUUUCUGCUCUGUGAUGGACGUCUGCCUCUCUGCCAACGAGGAAGAAAAGGGGUGAAAAUUUGCAGCUGAAUUUAAAAACAUUUUUACAGGUUAAAAUAUUUUGAGUGUGAAUUUUUUUUUUUUUGUUUGUUUCCUGUUUUUACAAGAUUUCAAAGUAAGUGCAGAAGUUUUCCUGCAUUAACUCGUGUCAGCCCACAGCUCCUCGGUAACCGUCACUUUGGAUUUAUUUCACGCCGACACACGUCGACGCGUAAAUGUUUGUAUAAAUUCUGUGAGUUAACGAAUCGUCCAGAAGCUGCUUCGUCAUCGGCCCGGUGGCUGAUGGGUAACGUCUAGUUCUCUGAAGGAUUUCUGCUGCUAAUUUUUAAAGGAAAAAUCCCCCUAAAAAAAGAGCCAUUUAUAACAUCUUCAGGCCAAAUGAAUGCAGCUCAUCCUCAGCACUGAUCCCUCUGUGUUGCAGAGUAAAGUUGCUUUAUUUAUGUUUCAUUUUUUCUAUUUUUAUCAGCUGCUCUUCUGAACAGAGUGAAACCAAUUAAACUUCUCGGCCUGACGUCACUUCUGCCUCCACGCCACCUCAUCCUCCAGACAGGGUUAGAAACAUAUCAGAUGUUUCAUUAGAAAACAAAUCCAUCUUUUAUUACAGCGGAGUUCCUCCCUGUAUGGAAGAUAAAACAUGUCCAGAUAUGUGAAAUUGAGUUUUUGAAGAAGAAAAAAAAAAAAAAAAAGAUCUUUGCAUUUAAAUGAUUUUGUAAGAGAAGGAAAAAAAAACCCACAAACAUUUUCAUCACAUUUGAGGUUUAAAUUUAAGUAAAAAUGUUGGAAAUCACUGGUGGAAGUAGAAGCAGUUCAGACUAAAAAGAAAAGACAAACAUUAUUGAUAACUGUAUCUAUAGGGAGAUUGUUUUUCUUAAUGAUGUCACAGUAUCGUCGUUACUGCAGCCGUCCAGCAGGCGGCGACCUCGCUGCGCAGCUGCAGGAGGGUUCGACUGACGCGUCAACAAACUGAUGUUUAACAGCUGCUGAACCUGGAUGAACGUCAGCCUGGUUUUUUACUGUCACAUGAGAAGAUGAACGCAGCUUGAAUCAACCGAACCCUCCUGUAGGUACGUCAGCUGUGUUUCAGACCUCACUGACAGGAAGUGCAUUACUACAGAGACAUGGAUGUGUACAUGUAUCACCUGUAACUUUCUGCUGAAGUAAAUGAACACAACUCAUAAAGUCAGAAAUAUGUGAUUUUUUUUUUAUAUCAGAAUUGCAAAAAGCAGUUUUAAUUAACUUUUUCAAAUUGGGUCAUAUCCUUAUUAAUGUGUCUUGGUGGUGGUUUAGCUUCUCACCUGACUCCAGUGAUGAACAGGUGCACGUCAGGGGGUGUGGUUAUCAGAGAGAACAACCAAUGACACCCACCAAUGAUGUCGGGUGUGUCAGGUCAGUGAAACUGCUGCUGCUAAAUGUGAAUUUAAUCAUUUCUCCUAUAUAAAAAUAUAUACAAAUUUACUUGUAGUUUGACUUUAUAUAGAAAAUAUAUAUAAAAUAAAAAUUCAAAACCUAAUUAUUUCCCUCAGAUUGUUCAGACACAAUCAAGAAACUUUAUUGGUUGUUUGAGGGAAACUUGCCUCAAAAUUUCUGACUUUACAAGUUGACAAGAAACACUUGAACGCACCGUUAAGUAUUUCUGACAUGGGGGGGGCGGGGACCUGGUGAUGAUGCUGUGGAGGUAGGACUAUAAAGACUUGACAUGUCCUCAUGUACAAACUCAGUCUCUGUUGUGUAAAAGACGCUUGGUGCUCCACGUGAAAAUAAACUGAAUGAAAAACAAA